AUGACAACACUUAUUGAUCGAUUCAAGCUGCCCCCAUUCCGCAACGGGGCUGCCCUGCUAAACUUAACCCUCGCCACACUACAGCACAAGGACACCUGGGCAAGCACCAAAUUAUGCAUCACUUUCGGAGAGGGGGCCAGAACAUUAAAUCCGAUGUUCAGGGUCAGUCAUGCUGGCGCAAAAGGCUUUGGUGUCUUCGCGACGCGCCAGAUUGCCCGUGGCACUCGCAUUCUCGCUGAAAGACCUCUGCUCACAAUCACCAACAAAGACUCGAGUAUACUCGCAGCCGCGAGCCGUCUCAGUCUACAGGAUCUGCACAGCCUCUUGAGUCUUUCCAUGAACGGUGCCAAGCGCAACUCAUUAACUCGUCUUGCUGCCGCAGCCUGGGGGUCACUCCGUUCCCUCACGUCCGUCACCCGGAAUAGGGAUAUUCUGAACAUCUUCUACAACAACAACUUCCUUCUAGCAGGCUCAAGCGGCAAGCGAGCCAUUUUCCUGACAGUCGCGCGUUUGAACCACUCCUGCGUCCCGAAUGCACAGGGCAAUGUCAACACGGCUCUUCCCGGUAGCCAGUUCACGAUACACGCUCUCAGAGACAUUGCAGACGGGGAGGAGAUCACCAUUUCGUAUCUUCACGAUGAGCUAGCCAUGCGCACCGAGCGGCAAAAGAGACUCAACGAGGACUAUGGCUUUGAAUGUGCUUGUGAUAUAUGCAGCACCGACGCCUCAGGAGUAAAGACCAGAGAGAGCGACCAGCGGCGUCUGAAGGUCCAAGAAAUGCUGGCUGCGUUUUCUGAGCAGCAGGAAUCUCCUGGCGGUACUUCUCGCGAGCUCACAUUGACAAGAGCUCUUAUUGAGACGUAUGAGCAAGAAGGCCUAUCGGGCAGGGAGCUCGCCUCUCUUUAUUUCGCAGCAGCUGGCCUGGCCAUAAACGUAGGACACGACAAAGAGGCUUUGGCGCUGGGAGCCAAGGGGUUACAGAUCGAGGAGGAAGCCGUUGGACUGGACAGCCCGUUAUACCUCGCUAGUCUAUCGGCAGUAAAGCAGGGACAUUUUGGAGGAAAGAAAUGGACCAAACAUACGCCUAAUCCGUCUAUAGAACCCGCAGGGUUGUCAUAUGAGCCCUGGAUAUGA
This is a messenger RNA of Diaporthe amygdali, 1134 nucleotides long. Its product is annotated as TPR domain-containing protein. Bases 1 to 1134 code for a protein of 377 amino acids. Gene Ontology annotation, molecular function: protein binding. The transcript is spliced from 3 exons. The record is from RefSeq and is a predicted model, not a curated record. Lineage: Eukaryota; Fungi; Ascomycota; Sordariomycetes; Diaporthales; Diaporthaceae.